AUUCCACCCGGCGCUGCUGCACGCUCGACAGCCGCCCGUCCCCUCGAACCCCGUCAAACUCUUCAGGCUGUUCCUAGCGUCUGGCUUUUGAUUCAGACUCACGGUUCAGUGGCUCUCACACUCCGUCUCCGUCACCAUGGCCCGAAAUAGCCUGUACGCGGUUGCAGACGAUGUUUCCUUCAGCAAGGAGCCUCGAAGUGACGAGCUCUUGUGUCAUGGAUGUUGUCCCAUCCACUUUAUAUUGAAUACCUUCCUUUCUCCCCCUCGUUACUCGAGGUUGCUUUUGCUUUCUGCUUAACAAUGAAGUUCUGUGCAAUUGAGCUCGCAGACCAUUGUUAAUGCUUGUUUUUCCUUUCUUCAUACAUCAUAUGUUCAACCUGAAGGACAUCUCCUUACAGUACGGAGCAUGCCAUCUUAGUUUUAUUCAAUUGAGUCUUGAGAGUUGACCUCGACUUGAGGAACAUAUAAUCUGCUCCUCCCGCUUUAUCCGUAUCUCGUUUCCAUAUUUUACUUCAGCCUCAGCCCAUGAAAUGCGGCAAUCAAAGUUCAUGCUCAUAUGCACCCUUCAAUCGCUUCUCAUAACCGCUCAUUGUGCGUCUAUAUCAGGUCUUGCCUUCGAUAUCUGGCCACGAGAUACCGAAUCCUGUGCGGAGCCAAAUUUAUCUAGAUGUCCCGACGACAAGCUUCCGUCCAACUUCUGCUGCCCGAGAUCCUCGACUUGCCUUAGUCUAGAUGACUCAACAACUCUGGUUUGUUGUCCCAAAGGGAGAGACUGCACGACGAUCAGGCCGAUAACCUGCGAUAUACAACGACAGAAUGUGUCCAAAGACCCCUCCAGUGUGGUCAAAACCACCAAGCUCCUGGAGCCUCUUUCGCAAUGCGGGAGCGGAUGCUGUCCCCAUGGAUAUGUGUGCGAUAACGGAAGCUGUAAAGUUGAUACAACUCCUUCAAAGACCGCGUCUUCUACGUCGACUACGACUCCCGAGCCAACAUCGACUUCUCUUCCAGCAAUUACCACCAUUUCAGCCACCCCUCUAUCAAUUCCCAGCCUCAACGAGUCAACAUCUGAAGAUUGUCCAGCGAUUCCUGGCGUUGCAGUUGCGGCGGGAUUCUUUCCUGGAAUAGUGGCUGGCAUCCUGAUAAGCAUGGCAUUUUGCUAUUGGCAAAAACGGCGCAGGAAUAAAAACUCCUCCUCUCCCACCAAAAUCAAUCAUUUUCAUCACAAGUCGGACGACGGCGCGAUCCUUUCCAUCUCGGACCCGAUUCCCUCCAGCGCACAAGAUUCCGUGCGAACAGACUUCCUUCGUCACCAUGGAAGCUUAGAAAGAAGAGAAAACUCUCGAUCCGUUAGAGAACGUGCGAGUACGCGGGUGCGAAGUUUUUUUGCUCCUAAAUUAACGAUCACUAUCCCGGACUCUUCGACUAUGCCAAUCACUCCACCAAACCAAAUCUAUCCGCGCCGAGAGCCAAGCAUGGAGAGUAUACGUGUAUACAGCCCCAUUCGAUUGAAUGAAGGGCAGGCUCUGCCAAGUCGAAAUGUCAAUGCGAGAGAUUCGCGUCCACCGACCACCUUCAGCCAGAUGAUGGAGAGUGUGGGUUUUCAGAAUGGCCAUGGAAGUCCAUUCUAUCCGGUUGGCGAGACACCGCGACAGCCGACAAGAAGAUACCAAGCUGAGAACACAUUGAGACCUGGAAGGUGAGGAGGAAGCCUAUGCGAAUGUAUCAUGGAAGGAGUUUAUGGGAAGGUGUUUUUGGCUUUGGCUAUCUGGGAGUUUUCUGUAGAUAUACCAUUCGAUUCCCUUCUUACGCUUGCUUAGAAUACUAUUUUAAUACAUUGAUAUAAAAGUUGUCAAAUCAAUCUCUCAGCCGCUCCGAGCGAGUAAAGCACAACUACCCGGUUACUAGAGCUAACCUUCAUGCGAAAUCCAUAUGGUCAAUCGAGAAGGCAUUCCUAUUAUAGGUUAUCCGCUGCUGGACCUCUGUAAGAUAGAAGAGACUCCGAGAUGCCAGUAUUGGCAACAAUUAGGGAGGAAAAAAAAAAG
This is a messenger RNA of Coccidioides immitis RS, 2042 nucleotides long. RefSeq lists its product as uncharacterized. The transcript has a single exon. Bases 531 to 1700 code for a protein of 389 amino acids. NCBI's taxonomy places the organism in Eukaryota, Fungi, Ascomycota, Eurotiomycetes, Onygenales, Onygenaceae. The record is from RefSeq and is a predicted model, not a curated record.